AUGGCACCUAGACGUGGAGGUAGUAGCUCCAGCAGUAGUUACAGCAGUUCAUGCCCCGGUGCAUUCGAAACUACAGACUCAAGGGUGUAUCUUGCUUGCAUCGUCAUCUUCUUCGUGGUAUACCUCGGUAUAGCCCUCAGUCUUAGCGGAGCACGCAAGAAAGCUGGGACAGGGAAACGGUUAAUAGGAGCGCCGUACAUAGUCGCAUUGCUCUUCAUGCUCAUAGCUUACGCCUUGGACAUUGCGUCCACGGUACUGGUUGAAUGCGAAACUCUGGCCGGGUCCAGCUACUACUCGAUUGCCAUCGCCAUGACCGUGUUUUACUACUUGGCUUACUGGACAUUGCUGUUUGUCGUGGUUUACAUGCUCAACACGACACUGCGCGAUCACACAAUCGUAAUUAUCAAGAUCGUCUUGCUAGCUAUAGUCGGUAUCGUUUUUGCGAUCACUGCGGCUCAUAUCGGGGUGUCGAGCUGGAACCUCUGGGCCGUGACAGAUGCUGGAUACUGGUCUAAUGCACGUCUUAUCAUUCGCUCGGCCAAGGAACUGCGCGUGGCAUGGAGUGUAUUGUACCUUCUCGCCGUGCUCGCCGCAGGAGUUUUGGCGUUGAUGAGUAGCAGGCAAUAUGGAUCCAAACUCCUCAUCUGGGUUUCUGCGGUCAUUUUCUCCAUGGCCUUGUGGAGCAUCAUUGCAAUCGUCUUCGCGGCUUCAAACCUCACCGAUGGCUACCCAACCAUGACCUUUGAAACCAGCGCAGCCUUGACAUAUGUGCAGAGUUUUUUCCAAGCACUGAGCUUCAUUCUCAUCAUGUGCAUUGCAAAGCGUGGUACUUGGAGUAAGCCUACAAUUCCCGCAGCCAACACCACGCCUUAUACUCAAAACCAUCACGCCUACGCGCACGCAGCGGGACCGCAACAACCCUCCUACAAGUAA
Molecule: messenger RNA, 933 nt
Organism: Plenodomus lingam JN3
Lineage: Eukaryota; Fungi; Ascomycota; Dothideomycetes; Pleosporales; Leptosphaeriaceae
Source: RefSeq, a predicted model, not a curated record